AAAAAAAAAACGAAACCAAACUCACUUCUUUUGAUGCAAAAGAAUAUAUACGACCGACACGAAGAAAAUUGAAUUCCAUGAAAACUGGAUAUGUAUAUAUCUUCACUAUGAAGCAUUCAAAAAUUCUAUACCGUUAUUGUUUGUCCAUUGAUUUAACCGAAUACAAAAAAAACUUGGUUAGUUUCCUUCUUCUUUUUCCCAAUUCUUGUAAGCUGUCCACUUCUGGCUAAUACACUAUAACCAAGAAUCCAACAAGAAAAUGAAAAGAAAGUUGCUAGCUGGUUGAUGCCGCUGGUUGACUAGAAGCACUCUUGCACCACAACCACCACCACUCUGUUCUUUGGAAGAGCCUAUAACCAAAAGUAUCUUACAGAUGGAAGCUAAACGAAAUUCACUUGGUCAUCAGUUUAAUCCGAACAGUCGUCGAAGAAGAUUCACUCUUUGCCAUCGAGGCAACAGAAGAAGAUAUACAAAAAUAAAAACAAAAAAACGAUCCUUAACAAGUUUAAGAGUUCGUUUAAGAAAGUGCAAUUAAUUUGUUCAUUUAAAAUAAUUUGACGUUGAAUUUAACUAAACUUUUAAGCUUUAAUAAUGUCAAGAACUUAUUUUGUUCUACUUAUCGUUACACUCACGGUUUACUCCUGUGUCGCUGAAAACGAACAAAAUUUAAACUCCUCUCGUUCAGCCCGUCAAUGGGACAUUCCGCGAGACUUACGUUUAAUGGGUAGAUUGUUUUUUGAUCAACCACAACAACAACAACAACACACUCGUAGACCAGCACCGCCACAGAUUUUACCGCGAAGUGAUCAUUUCCCUCAGAAAACUGAUACUGGUUCAGUUCCGGCUUCAUAUGGAAGGCCACCUUUUGCUAGGCCACCACCUCCUCAUAUGAGGCGUAGGGUUUACUCAGGACCUCCAGGUCCACCACCUCCAGGAUUAUUCCUUCGUCCAAACGGUGUUCCACCAUAUCCACCAUCUUUCAAAAACACCCGAUUUUCUCUUGCCAAAGACCCCUACGCUCACAAGGGUGCUCCAUUAAAUUAUCGUCCAGGACCGGGACACAAUCCAAAUGCGAUCCCGGAAACACACAAUUUCAAGCCAUCUCCAAAUUAUAACGGUGAAGUGAUUGUUCGUCGUCCAUCAGUAAUGUUACCAGUUCAGAAAUCCGAUGAUAGAGUUGAAGCCCUUAGGCGUUUCAAACAACAUCCGAUUCCACAAGAUCCUGAUCAUGCUAUGUAUUCUGUACACGAGGACACCGAUAGUGAAGGUGAUAGCUCAUUUGGCUAUCAAAAUAUUGGUGAAAACGCUAUGAAGCAGGCUAAACAGUAUUUGAACUUUAUGAGCUCAAAUGAAUAUUUUCUACCGAAAGUCGAACCGGAUUACCGGAAAUUGGAUCAAUCUAAACAGCAGCAGCAACAGAAGAAGAAAUCUUCAGAUAAUGCAGCUCUAAGCAGUUCUCCUUUGCAACAUUAUCAACAACAACAACAACAACAUCAUCCACAACAGCAACAACAACAACAAAAACAACAACGGAAUGUAGAAUCAAGUAGUAGCCUCAAUACAGCGUUCACUGUCAAUGCGCCACUUCGUGUGUCUUCUUCUUAUUCUCAAGCUCAAGCACAUCAGGCUCAGGCCAAUUCGGCCAACAGCUUUAGCAAUUCAUAUCCAGCGCAAGCUAUUGUAGGCAGCUUCCAAGGUGGCAAUAAAGAUUUUGUAGUGAGUUCAGAUGGAAAGAAAAACGUACAAAGUAUUGCAUCGACCUCGUUUAGUUCGGCAGAUGCUUCAAACCAUCAUCAACAACGUCAAAACAGCCCAAUAUUCUCAAGUGUUCUGCGACCAAAGUUGACAGAUCGUGCAUCGGAUCCAGAGAGGGUGGAAUUUACCGAACAAGAUGCCAUCCAUGUUUCAUACACAUCAAAUCCAAUGGAUUCAUUAUCACGAAAUGGUGAGAAACAAAACCAACAAACGGAUCGUCGAUAUGUUAAACCAGCUUCUGCCCCGACAUCGCAGCAGCAGCAGCAGCAGGAUGAUGACAUUGAUGACGAAGAGGAUGAGGAAUUGAUGCAAGCGUCAUCGGAUGUUUACGGUCGUGUCAAGGCCAAUCCCAAUGAGACUCCCACCAAUCCAACCACGGAACAAAAAGACACCGAAGAAUACUGCGAACGAAUAUGCUCCAAUGUGCAAGAUGAAGAUGAAGAAGUUGUUUGUGGUUCGGAUGGAUUUAUGUACACCAGUGAGGCUCAGAUGGAAUGUUACGCAUCUUGUUUACAUAUCGAUGUGACCAUUCAAAGUAAGGGCACCUGUAAUCAACCGCUUUAGAAACUGAUGCAUUUUAUUAUCUGUGUAAAGGAAAUAAAGUUUAAAGCAAAUCUAAUUCUAAGAUAUUAGAUAGCAGUUAAAUUGUGUGAAAGAAAAAAAAAAGUAAAAAUGAAUUUGAAAUACAGAUGGUUAAAUUAUUUUAAAACAAUAUUUUU
Molecule: messenger RNA, 2474 nt
Organism: Episyrphus balteatus (marmalade hoverfly)
Lineage: Eukaryota; Metazoa; Arthropoda; Insecta; Diptera; Syrphidae
Product: myb-like protein AA
Exons: 3
Coding region: 592-2319 (575 amino acids)
Molecular function (GO): protein binding
Source: RefSeq, a predicted model, not a curated record